Molecule: messenger RNA, 2148 nt
Organism: Schistosoma mattheei
Lineage: Eukaryota; Metazoa; Platyhelminthes; Trematoda; Strigeidida; Schistosomatidae
Source: the annotation of a GenBank genome assembly
AUGCCAGUCUUAAACAGGUCUCUGUACUACUACUACAACAUAAUAAUAAUACUUUUUACCGUUACCUAUUGUACAAGUGAUCAUCUUUCAUUUCUAGGCAACUGCCAAAGUCACUCAGAUGAUUACUGUGAAUCUCAUAUACGGAACAGUAUUUGUAAUAAGAUUAAAAAUGAAUGCUUUUGUCGGCUAGGCUUUGUGGCAAUCAGAGAAAAUAAUGAAAUCGUCUGUCGACCACUUCUAACUGAUCUUCCAUGCCGAGUCGAUUCAGACUGCGUACAUGUGGAUUUAAGUGUAUGUCAUCCUGGAGCUGGAAGAUGUAUAUGUCCUGGAAAUACAGUUUAUGUUACACAUUUACAUGCUUGCAGAACCAAGUUGUUUCAUCAAAAUUACGAUGCUUGCAGAAUGUGUGAUACAAAUCAUGUGUGUCAUGAAAUAAUGUCGAAAGAUCUAGACCGUGUAAAAGAUUUGAAAGUUAUAAUAAUAAAACUGGAUGGUACUUUGAAUAGUUCAAACGAACCUGCUUUUGUUGGGUGUACUUGUGAAUUUAACCCCAUUUCUACUCCAACGAUAAUACCAACUGGUUCUCAAGUCCCAGGGAAAAAUCAUUUAUGUUCUGUGAAUUUGCCUGAUAUUGGCGAAGUUUGUGAUCCUUCAUAUUUAGUGUGCAGAUCACGUUCCGCUCAAUGUGUUUCAGGUGAUUUACCCAACAUAAAGGUUUGCACUUGUCCUGAAAACACAGUUGCGGUUUACCAAACAUUUUUAAACUAUUUUGAAUGUUUUCCUGUCGUAGAUAAAUCAAUUUCUCACCUAACAAAUACAAAAAGUGUUGUAAGUGAUGAUUGUGAACCUUGUCAGAAAAUUAAUGGAACAUGUUAUGAUCAGAAUAACGAUGGUAUACCAGAUGGAUGCCGAUGUCCACCUGGUAGGUCGUUUAUUCAUAAAGGUGAUCGACAUGAAAACUCACGAAACAUAGCUGAUUCAAUGAAUCUUAUUCAGUACAAGGAUAAGUUAAAGUUUCCUUGUAAAUUGAAACAUACUGAAACAAAAUGUGAUGAGAAAAAACUCACAGUCUGUUAUUUGCCUCACUCUUCUGGAAGAUUUCAAACACUACCUUACUACCUUCAACUAAAUAUGGUUGACGUUUCACUUGUGCAGUCAAUGUAUAGAGAAUCAUUUGAUCGUGGGCAGUCUUGUUCAUUAAGCUCACAAUUAAACCAAAUAUCAAAUACCUUGGAUGCUAAAAAAAUAUAUCCAUCAAAAGACAAAUGGUACUGCAUUACAUUGUUCAAUGAUCAAUUAUUAAUGAACACUUGCAAAGUUAAAUUAAAUGUUGACUCAACUUGUAAUGAACUUACUAACACACAAAAUCUUCAAUAUUCCGGAAGUGUAUACAUUCGCCAAAAGAAUCAAAUCUACCCGGAUGACAAAGCAAUACUUGAAAUACCAUGGAAGUGUACGGCUAAAAGAAUAUGUAAUUUGAAACCCAAACCAAUCAAUAAGAUAACAAAUCAACAAGUUGAAAAUAAUUUGGGACAACUGUAUGUUAUGAAUAAGAACAAUGAGAUCACUACUGAGACUGGUGAAGGGGAAUCGGUGUAUUUAGAGCUUAUAUCUAAGUAUGAAAAGUUUGUCAUAAGCACAAAAAUGUGCGCAGUAGCCAGCCUGAAAUUUCCAGAGAGCUUCAAUUCUGAGUCAAUUAUUGACAUCCAUUUAUGUCAAGCAUUUUACCAAUUCAAAUAUUAUGGCACAGUUAAUUCGUAUCAUAAUCAAACAAUAUUUAUUAGUGAUAUCCCUACCCGCAUUCAGAACAACAAUACGUCAUUUUAUCGACAAAGUGAGAUAUUUCAAGCUGACCGACUUAUCCCCCAACAAAAUACUGUAUAUUAUAUUUGUCAUGUUCCUCCAUUGAACGCAUCAAUGGAAUAUCGCGUCGACAGUAGCACGAUACAAGAUUGGUGUGGUAUAUCAAACAAGCGAAUAAAGUUAUCACCAGCCGAUCAUUUAUUUAUUACGAAACUGACCAUAAGAAAUUCAAGUUCAUCUCAUCACAGAUUGUGGUUUUCAAGAAAACGAUUACAAAGGAUUGAAUUAUUCUCUGGAGGUUCCCGAUUCUCACUUGUUCUGCUGCUGUUUCAGACCCUAUUUUAA